AUGUCAAGUGCAGUGGUGAAAAAAAAAUCUGCUGCUACUCGAGGAGGUUCCACUGUUACCGGAACAGAUGCUGAUCUACGCAGAUUAAGCAUGGAGGCUGCACGAGAGGUUCUUCUUAAAUUCGGUGUUUCUGAUGAACUGAUUGCGAGGCAGACUAGAUGGCAUCGGAUUGCAAUGAUACGCAAGCUUUCAAGUGAGCAAGCUGCAUCUGGGGUAAAAGUUGAUGCAAACACUAUCAGUAAAUAUGCACGUGGCCAGCGUAUGUCCUUCCUCCAGCUACAGCAGCAGAACCGGGAGAAGUGUCAAGAAAUUUGGGAUCGGCAAGUUCAGAGUCUUUCAGCUCUAGAUGGGGAAGAAAAUGAGAGCGACUCUGAAGGAAAUAAUAGCGAUCUGGAUUCCUUUGCUGGGGAUUUAGAAAAUUUGCUUGAUGCAGAAGAAUGUGAAGAAGUGCUAGGAGGUGAUCAUGAAUCCAAUCAUGAAAAAUUGGAUGGUGUUAAAGGGCUUAAAAUGAGAAGGCGCCCUUCCUUGGCUCAGGCAGAAGAGGAGAUUGAAGAUGAAGCAGCAGAAGCAGCAGAGUUGUGCAGGUUGCUUAUGGAUGAUGAAACUGAGAGGAGGAAGAAGAAGAAAACAAGAGUUUCUGGGGAGGAGCUGGGGUUGGCUCCUGGGUCGCGAACAAAUUAUGGCUUCGAAAAUGCAGAUAGGGCAAAGAAAAUAAUUGGUGCAGCACAACCUGAUGAAUCCUAUACUUCAAAAGAUAAUCCAGUUGGAGAUGUAAAACUGGUGGAAAAUCCUCUUAAAAGAAAAAAGGCCGGAACACUUAAAGGAAUGAAAAAUAAUGAUAUCACACAUACUGGUCUGAUGAAUAAGAAACUGAAGAUAUCAGGAGAUGGUGGCAAGGCAAGUGAGCUUGUUAUAAAACUGCUGGCUGGACACAUGAGAACAAACAAGAACUGCCCCAAGUAUGGUGAAGAUCAGGAAACACACAGCGACACUCCAGAUUUGGAUAAAGCAGAUGGAAAGAUAACUGCUCUGAAUCCAUCUAAUCAGGCUCAGCAGAAAACUACGACAAAGAAGCUGGUACCUAAAAGUGCAACUAAAAUUGCCGUGGUUGAAACUUCUGAUGUUGACAUUGGUCUGAGUACAAAGGUUCUUCCAUUGAAAUUCAAAUGUGGGUCAACUGAAAAGCUUCCUGAUAAACAGGCUCUUGGAGAGACAGAGAGCUCUGAACGUCCGGUGGCAUCUGAUCCGGAAACUGGGAAGCCCACUUUUAAGGUGAACAAGAUAAUAAUAUCGAACAAGAUGAAACCUGAAAAUGCACCUGUUGAAUCUCAGAAGCCACCUAUUGUGAUACGGCCUCCCACAGAUACAGAUAAGGGCCAUGUCGAAUCACAAAAGCCAACUAUUGUUAUACGGCCACCAGCAAAUACAGAUAGAGACCAGGUGGAAUCUCAAAAGCCCUUAAUUGCUAAACGACCAUCAAUUGAGGCACAGAGAGAGCAACAUCAUAAGAAAAUUAUAAUUAAACGUCCAAAAGAAAUUAUUGAUAUAGAUCAGGUCAGUCAGGAUGGGAGUACUCCUGUUGAACAUAGGAAAACUAAAAGAAUUGUUGAAUUGACAAGUUCUGAAAAGAACAGGAAGGAAGAGAACAUGUAUUUGGCUAAGGAAGCUGCAAAAAAGAAAGCUAGAGAUGAUAAGAGAUCAAGGGAGGAGCAAGAGAAACGGAGAAAUGAAGAGAGAUUGAAAGAAGAGAGGGCCAGGAGGCUUUACGAAGAGGAAAUGAGAAUGAUAGAGGAGCAAGAAAGACUAGCAGAGAUUAGAAGAUAUGAAGCAGUCAUCAGACAAGAGAGGGAAGAAGAAGAACGCCAGAAAGCGAAGAAGAACAAACAGAAGAAGAAAAGGCCUGAGAUAAGAGAGGAUUAUAUAGAGGACUCACGAGCAAGAAGACUUGACAAAAGGAUGCAAGAAAGAGAUCGGGGUGCAAAAAGGAGGCCAGUUGUUGAAUUGGGAAGGUAUGGUGGAGAAUCUGCCCCAAUAACAAAGCGUCGUAGAGGGGGAGAGGUUGGUCUGGCAAACAUCUUGGAGCGUAUUAUAGAAACCCUCAAAGAUCGAAUUGAAGUAUCGUAUCUUUUUCUUAAACCAGUAUCCAAAAAGGAAGCUCCUGAUUACCUGGACAUCAUAGAGCGCCCCAUGGAUCUGUCUACAAUCAGGGAGAAGGUGAGGAAAAUGGAGUACAAGAGUAGGGAGCAAUUCAGGCACGAUGUGUGGCAGAUAACUUAUAAUGCUCACAAAUAUAAUGAUGGGCGUAAUCCAGGUAUACCUCCUCUCGCAGAUCAGCUCUUAGAGCUUUGUGACUAUAUGUUGGUUGAGAAUGACGAAAGCUUGACUGAAGCUGAAGCAGGCAUUGAAUCUGCAGAUUUUUAG
Molecule: messenger RNA, 2421 nt
Organism: Prunus armeniaca (apricot)
Lineage: Eukaryota; Viridiplantae; Streptophyta; Magnoliopsida; Rosales; Rosaceae
Source: the annotation of a GenBank genome assembly